Arabis nemorensis is the source of this 192-nucleotide messenger RNA. The record is from the annotation of a GenBank genome assembly. Lineage: Eukaryota; Viridiplantae; Streptophyta; Magnoliopsida; Brassicales; Brassicaceae.
AUGGUUGUGACCCGAGAAGGUUCACGAGGCCGACGUUAUUCUCGACGCGGAGGAGUUUCGCGAGGCAGAGUAUUUUGUCAAGGUGGAGGAGUUUCUCGAGGCCGUAGUGGAAAACCAACCGGCGCUGUUGCUGGUGCAAGACCACCGGCGCUGUUGGUGGUAGAAGACCAACCGGCGCUCUUGGUCUUGUGA